AUGAUUUCUGAAGGCAGCUCCUUCGUGAAGGGCGUGGUGCUCGGAGGAGCUUUCUGCAUGUUGGUUACACUCCUUGGACAUAUCAAGGUGGGCCACGGGACUAAAGCCCAUCACCACGAGCACCACCACAUCCAGGCUCCCAACAAAGAAGAUGUCUUAAACCUUUCAGAAGGAGAACGUGCGGAGCUUAGUAAAAACAUCCGCGUUUAUUGUAUCAUCCUUGUGAAACCGAAAGAUCUGGGGCACUGGGCUGCAGUGAGAGAGACAUGGACCAAGCACUGCGACAAGGUGGAAUUUUACAGCUCUGAGAAGAUCAAAGUGUUUGAUUCUGUAGCCCUCAACACAAAUGAUGUGUGGGUGAUGAUGAGAAAAGCUUACAAGAUUACGUAUGAACAACAUAAAGAUGAAUUCAAAUGGUUCUUCCUUGCGUAUCCAACAACAUUCGCUAUUAUUGAAAAUCUAAAGUAUUUCUUACUGAAAAAAGACCCCUCACAGCCUUUUUAUUUAGGGCAUACUGUGAAAUCUGGUGACCUUGAGUAUGUAGAUGGUGAGGGAGGAAUUGUCUUAAGCAUCGAAUCACUAAGACGACUCUCCUAUGUUCUUGAAGACUAUGCUAAGUGUCCGGAGCAGGGAGGUAUGAUUUGGAAACUUGCUGAGGAUAAACAGCUAGCGAUCUGCCUGAAGUAUACUGGAGUGUUUGCCGAGAAUGCGGAAGAUUCAGAAGGAAAAGACGUCUUUAACACGAAAUCAGUCAGUACUCUCAUUAAGGAAGCCAUGUCUACCCACCCUCACCAGGUGGUGGACGGCUGCUGCUCAGACAUGGCCAUCACCUUCAGCGGACUGGCCCCCAACCACAUGCACGUGAUGAUGUACGGGGUCUACAGGCUGAGGCCCUACGGCCACACGUACAAAGACGCACUUGUCUUCUUGCCCCCUGAAGGCUCAGACAACGACUGA
Molecule: messenger RNA, 957 nt
Organism: Apaloderma vittatum (bar-tailed trogon)
Lineage: Eukaryota; Metazoa; Chordata; Aves; Trogoniformes; Trogonidae
Gene: C1GALT1C1
Product: C1GALT1-specific chaperone 1
Exons: 1
Coding region: 1-957 (318 amino acids)
Molecular function (GO): N-acetylgalactosaminide beta-1,3-galactosyltransferase activity
Source: RefSeq, a predicted model, not a curated record